AUGGCUCCGAAGCGCGGUCAGUCGAUUGAACGGACCGACGAGCGCGACGAGUUCAUCAAGAAGCUUGCCGAGUACCACGAGAAGCGCGGGACAACCCUCGAAACCGAGCCCAAAAUCGGCGUACGACAUGUCGACCUCUUCAAACUCUACCAGCGCGUCGUAGACGAAGGCGGCUACGAUCUCGUUUCCGACACCAAGGCCAAACCGUUGAUGUGGCGCAAGUUCGCGGAGGAGUUCAUCGGCAAGAACCAGUACACCGCAGCGCAAGCAUUUCAGAUCAAGAACGUGUACUACAAGAACCUGGUCGCGUACGAGAUCAGCACGCAUUGGGGGAAAGAGCCACCGCCAAAGGAGAUCCUGGAGGACGUGACUGCGAAGGGCGGGAAUGUCAUGGCUCGAACAUUGGAGAACUAUGAAAGGCCGAAGCCUCGAGAGCAGGAGAAUCUGGCAAAUGGUGAUGCAAGCGACGCCAGCCCAGAGCAGAAAACGCCGAAAGAGGAGAAGAUGGAUGGUCUAGAUGAGCCUGGCAGUGCGACAGGCCGGUCUACGAGAGGGUUGAGACAGCAGCCUCCACAACGUGUCCUGUUCCAACCAGACAUCACAUCGGGACGUCACGCCAGGGGACAACAUACGACAUCGCAUGCGUCUCCUUCACCGGCCGCAGGCAUCAACGCUGUCGUGAAUGCCCACUCUCUAACGAAUGGCGCGUCUGCGACUCUUGCAUCGUACGAACCGUCGCAAGCAUAUCCGCUAUCUCUGAAGCCUGUGGUCACACCUGCGAACAACCCUGAGUUCUAUAAGAAUGAACGAAAGCGGAAGUUGGAGGCCAAUGCUGGACCACUGGCAAGGAAGUAUCGUAACAUUAUGCUCCCGGGAACUGGGUUCAUCGGGCCCAAUAUCUACAUCCGCGCACAGCUUGCCAUACAGAGCGGACUGCCCGACGAGGAGCGCUACGCAUUGCACCAUCUCGUCAAGAUCAGUCAUGAGCGUGGUGACAAGUACCGCUUCGAUCAGUUCCCUGGCUUGGCAGAUGCUCUCACCAAGAAGGUCUUACAAGUGACGGGCUUGUUCUAUGACAUUGAUUGGGAUGUUAUGUACGAUGAAGAGUUCUUUGCCGGCGACGACGAAACACUGAAUGGACUUGAUGGAACCCCGGAUAUCCUUCAAAGGCUCAACUCCAGUAUCCCAACCAUAACGGACGAUACGGUAUUGACCGGCGACUUCUUGACUCAGCUAAAUCGCAUCACGGAGGCUGGGCUUGUCAUUCGUAACAUGGCACUGCAAGAGGAGAAUGCAGGUUACCUUGCGCGCCUGCCUUUGAUUCGCGACCUCAUAGCUGUGGUGCUCAACCUGCCUGAGCACUCGAGCAUUGUCGAACUUCGCCAUUAUAUACUCGAUAUCGCUGAGCAGGUGCUAAAGUACAUUGACAUCAGCUCACACGAUGCAAUUUACCAAGGGCUGCUGUCACACAUCUCGAGCCACGAUCGUGGAGCUAUCGCCACUGCACUGCGGACAAUCAGCAGGAUUGCAAUGUCGCAUCCCCAACCCAAACGCCUAGAGGAAAUUCCCAUCAGAACUCUGCGACAUGUCCAGGAACUCUUGUUGAUCGAAGACGAAGAGCUACGUUCUGCAUGUCUCGACUUUCUCGGCCAGUAUACGUCUUUCAGCGACAACGUCGAGACUCUGGUGCAAAGUCUUGAUGCAGAAGUGCUGGCGCAUCAACUCAGCAGAUUCAUUCUAUUCACCGCGAAAGAGCACAAGGAGCAACGUCAUAUCCGGCGACAAGAAUUCAGCGACACUAUCGCGCCUGUGCCACGACUGUCCAAGAGCAUCGUCGAUCAGUUGCUGAAGCUCGAGGAACCUGAACGAUCAUCCGAGUGGCUACGGAUGUGCUUUCAAGCUGACGCAAAUGCUGAGAUGACGCAGAUCUCCCUAUGGCAAGCAUAUCAGGGCACAUUCGCACCUUAUCACGCGACACAUCCGCAUCUUAUCGCUGGGGAGUUCAUCAAGAACGUAAGCACCACGUUUCAAGGUGCCACUGCCCAGGUCGCCGGCUCCAAUAAAUAUGUCAUCAGGGGAAUCAAAUCUCGAAAGGUGCCCGUUGACACGGGAAUAUUGGCUGGAUCGAAGGCUACCGAUAAAGGGAAGGAGCUCACUCGCUGUCACUGGAAGUUCACUGUACACGUUGACGGCAUCAGAGAUCCAAAUACUGGUAUCAUGACGGCUCCCCAGACUCAAGAACGGGAGUGUGCGGAGUGGUCGCGCACAAGCGAUGACAUGCUCCAGCACAUACUGUCUACUCACUUGCAAAUGCCCAAAAAGCUGCCAACGGCCAAAGACGACGACAAGAUGGACAUUGAUGCUGGCACAGCUGCCCCUGCAGUCAACGGUAACCCUACCGGAGCAAAUGGUAGCAGCUACAAUUUCGACUUUGUUGCCGCGGACAAGACUACAUACACCUGCCGAUGGGCAGACUGUCAACGUUCAUCGGCAGAUUUCAGUGGAGGAAAGUCAUCACGCACCAUACUCUACGCCAGGCACAUCAGAACCCAUCUGCCAGAGAUUGAGGCGUCCAGGUCGAAACACAAUCUGAAGAGCAACGCACUGCAUGACUCCUCGCCAGUCGAGAUCACGAGGCUGACGAUGCUCGAGGACGAGAAGGGCGAUGCCACUGGUGUGCCUCUCCGAGCAAUCUUAGUCCUCCGCAACAUGGCACGCUUCAUGCCGCAACGCCUCGACAAGGCAAACGGCGCAGAUGCCAUCAAGAGUGGCCACAAGCAGGAGCAGAAGACCGAUCUGCUUGCCGACAUAUUCGACCCUGAGGUGCGAGAACGCUUGUUCUACGCAAUGUCGCACAGUAAGACGAUGAGAGACUAUGCCGGGGCAGUGUUCAGGGCCAUCAAGCAGAGCGAGGCCAGGGCUGUGCAGACUUAA
Fulvia fulva is the source of this 2934-nucleotide messenger RNA. RefSeq names its product Chromatin structure-remodeling complex subunit rsc9. The coding region runs from base 1 to 2934 and encodes 977 amino acids. The record is from RefSeq and is a predicted model, not a curated record. Gene Ontology annotation, molecular function: DNA binding. The transcript is spliced from 2 exons. Lineage: Eukaryota; Fungi; Ascomycota; Dothideomycetes; Mycosphaerellales; Mycosphaerellaceae. Gene Ontology annotation, biological process: regulation of DNA-templated transcription.